Messenger RNA from Fonsecaea erecta, 2043 nucleotides. RefSeq lists its product as hypothetical. The record is from RefSeq and is a predicted model, not a curated record. Bases 1 to 2043 code for a protein of 680 amino acids. The transcript has a single exon. NCBI's taxonomy places the organism in Eukaryota, Fungi, Ascomycota, Eurotiomycetes, Chaetothyriales, Herpotrichiellaceae.
AUGGAAUCUCUUGCAUUAUCGGAUAUAUGCAGUGAGCCGUCGUCCACGUUUUCAUCCCCAAAGAAACGAAACCGAGGCGACCUUUCUUCGAGCUCUGAAGAGUACGUCUUCGAUAAGAAUGUGGGCGACAGGAUAAAAGGCCGUGUCCCCGGAUCACCAAUCCACUCCAGUGAGGGACUCGACAUCGAGACCUAUCGGGUGGGAGGUCCUGAACUCCCCAUGCUCCCUAUCAGACAUCUUGAGACGCCCAAGGAUACUAAAAAGCUGUUCGGCGAUCAUAUCGGAAAUGAUUUAGCUCAGAUUUUGAAAGAAUAUUCUCUUUGGCCAACAAAUCCGUUCUUUGAUAUGAUCACUCUGCUCAGUCUGGCUCGUCCCGAUGCAGAACCGCAUACCUAUGUUUGGACCGAGCUACAAUGGUAUGAUGGUUGUCAGCAACUGUGGACGCAAGCUGCGGAUAAGAUGCGCUCGAAGUUAAAACAGCUGGGACAUCCCGAGAUCAGGGUGCUAUUAGCAGAUCCGCGCGCGAUGAUUACACCAUUUAGUAAAGCGAUUCCUAUUCGAGACCCUCUCCUCAAAACCUGGCCUUCAGUUGCCGACAAAAUUCUCAAAGCUGUCUCCGUCAGACAAAGCUGGCUUACUUUGGAUCUGUUGAUCCGUGGAAAGGAAUGGUAUGGAGGAAAGGACGAGGAAAAGUUCAAAGCGGUCCUUCUGAUACACUUCGACACCCAGGAUGACUGGGAGGGUUCCUUUCUACAGGAAGCUAGAAGCGCCAUCAGCAGCGACCCUGUCUACCAGCAGAGAGGUGUAGAGCUCGAGAUCCUGCGAGGAUAUUUGGUAGGAGGUGCCAACAGAACAUUCGAUACCGAUCAACCACCUGCAGUCGGGCACGGAGACGACCUCUUUAAUACUAUCCCAUACAUGGGAGCAAGCAUCUGCCCGGAUUCGUAUGUCGGAUCUGGUUCUUUUGGCUGCGCUAUUACAUUGGGAGACUCUGCUACCUAUGGUCUUACCGCCUGUCAUGUUGCACUGCCGACAUCUGACGGUCAAGUUACCUAUGCUGAUCCCACAGCACAACGAAAUAUACCGCCUGGACUUGUGAAACUCUUACCUACCGGUGCGGCUUUCGGGAAGAUUCCCAACCCCCCGGUGAUAAAAAUGCCAUCCAAGAGCGAUCUUGAAGCAGUGAAGAAAUAUCACCAGGAUGAGAUCGACGCAAUGAAUGAAAUAGUCACCCGGGAGCUCAAAUACGUGGAAGAUCUGAUAAAGGCAGAGGAGCCAGGAGAGGAGCCAUUAAUUUCUGGACAACAACGCGACAAAUAUGAAAGGUAUAUGCGCGAGAUAGUAGGCCAUAAGAGCUUACUAUCGAAGGCCAAUAAGCUUCUCGCAGACAUCGAUUCAUCACGGUGCUCGCUUGGGCCUAUCCGUGCGUUUUCCGGCUUCCGAAAGGACGAGAACACUGGAAUGAUCCUUGACUGGGCUCUCUUUCCAAUGCAUUCUUCGAAGGGACCGAUCCAGAACAGACUACCUUCGCAACCUCCUCACCCUAAGGACCCUAAGCGGUUAAUGGAAGAACAUUUAUUGGGGUUUUCAGCUCCUCUAGGUGGUGAGACUGUCUACAAGGUCGGAAGAACAACCGGAUUCACCACUGGCAUCGUCAACCCAGCUCCAACAUUCAUCCACAAGCUCGAGGCGCCAAGUACGAGGGUUUGGCCGGGGGAGCCCGGCAGCCAGAACCCGCAAAGUCCAGAACUUAGUAGGGCUUCGGUAGUAGGUGUCAUUCCAAUCAACGUGGAUGGGAAGUUUCUUGGCCCAGGUGAUCCCGGGGCUGUCGUUUUCGAUGCUGAUGGUAUAAUGAAAGGACUUAUCGUGGCUGGUUGUUACCACCAUAGGGUGGCCUAUAUAACACCCUCGCCCGACCUGCUGAAGGAUAUCAAGAUGAUGACUGGAGCGAAAGAGAUUGCCUUCCCGAACCCUAGGUAUCCGUCAAAUCGACCGAUGGGGAGUCAAAUGCUGAUCACAACGAGUGACUCGGUUCAGGGGUGA